Prunus armeniaca (apricot) is the source of this 435-nucleotide messenger RNA. NCBI's taxonomy places the organism in Eukaryota, Viridiplantae, Streptophyta, Magnoliopsida, Rosales, Rosaceae. The record is from the annotation of a GenBank genome assembly.
AUGGAUUUGGAAAAGAGAUAUGAUUUGAUUCUCCAAGUGGCUGUCAAGGAAGAUUUGAAGCCAGAGCAGAUGAUCAAGAAGCUGUUUGUGUUCACCUACUGCAUACCCUCAAGAUUUUAUGAUAGCUGCGCUUGGGAGACUAAAUAUGGGGCCAUACAGAGAAUGUUUAAGGACAAUGGGUACGCUGAUGAUGCCGUGCCACAUAUUCUGUUUUGGGAUAUAUCCAACUGGAAUUCGCCAUCGAUUUAUUUGCCUUUGAUUGAUUCGCCUCGUCCAGGGGUGACUCUGUUGGGUGGCUGGUCCAACAAUUUGGUCAAGUCCUUGUUGGACAAUGGCGGGGAUUUUCGCCGCACCAUCUCAUGGAAGCAGCCAUCGCUAACAAAGAGUAUCAAACUCUUGCUGUGGUCGACUGACUCACUUUCUCCCAUGAUCUGA